Messenger RNA from Exophiala aquamarina CBS 119918, 624 nucleotides. RefSeq lists its product as uncharacterized. The transcript is spliced from 2 exons. The record is from RefSeq and is a predicted model, not a curated record. Bases 1 to 624 code for a protein of 207 amino acids. NCBI's taxonomy places the organism in Eukaryota, Fungi, Ascomycota, Eurotiomycetes, Chaetothyriales, Herpotrichiellaceae.
AUGGUCAUUGGUCUUAUGAUCCUGACCUCGAUUCCUACAAUCACUGGAGUUGGGCAGGCGUAUUCCGCACAAAAGACUCAAGAAGAGCGCAAGAAAGAUGCAGUGCGAAUGAAGAAGUUUUAUAUCGACGUCUUCUGCGACCCCACUAGCCCGCGAGCUUCCGACAUUCACGAGAAGAGGAUUGUCUUAAAGGACGACCGGGUGUGGAUUGGACCGCGUGAAGCAGUGAACCCAUGUCCGCAAGGCUAUAUUGCAGAGGCAUUCUAUAUUGAAUACCCGGAUAACGAAAGAGUUCCAGCUCCCCUCGGCCUUGUCAGUCAGACAAGGGCAGAUCCACCACUGCUUAACUGGCUGUAUGUUGACAAGGAUACUAUGGAAGUGAAAUAUGGAAAUAAGACAGCCAGCAUCGCCCACCACAUCGGCCCGUGGGAUUGGACAGAGGAUGAACGGGUGAUAACAUUUGAUGAAGCCGCGCAGUUCACUGUCGUUGAGGACCUAAGGACACGGCGCUGGCAGCUGUAUCAUGACUUGAAUGAUGACGGUCUAGAAGGAUACGUACCAAAGAACCGGCGUAAGGUUCAGGUCAAUUUAUUGAGGACAUUGAUGCCAGAGGCGGCGACCUAA